This is a messenger RNA of Linum trigynum, 3741 nucleotides long. The record is from the annotation of a GenBank genome assembly. Lineage: Eukaryota; Viridiplantae; Streptophyta; Magnoliopsida; Malpighiales; Linaceae.
AUGGCGACGCCAUUUUCCGGUGUGGACGGAGGCGCUGGCGGCGUAGCGGUAAUGGCAGGUCCACUGAACCCAAUCGAUCCUUCGACGCCGUCCAAGUCUUGCCUCAAGAAUUCCGUACUCAAGUCCCCCAUACUCAUAUUCCUCUUCUUCCACAAAGCUAUCCGCUCGGAGCUCGACGGCCUCCACCGCGCCGCCAUGGAUUUAGCCACCAGUGGCGGAGAUAUUAAACCUCUGCUGGACAAGUAUCACUUCCUCCGUGGAAUUUACAAGCACCACUGCAAUGCUGAGGAUGAGGUCAUCUUUCCGGCCCUUGAUAUACGUGUGAAGAAUGUCGCUCGGACUUACUCCCUAGAACAUGAGGGGGAGAGUGUUCUCUUCGAUCAGUUAUUUGAGCUACUGAAUUCGAGCAUACAAAAUGAAGAAAGCUACCGGAGAGAGUUAGCUUCUUGUACUGGUGCCAUACAAACAUCUAUAAGCCAGCAUAUGUCCAAGGAAGAAGAGCAGGUCUUCCCACUGCUAAUUGAGAAGUUUACAUUUGAAGAGCAGGCUUCACUUGUGUGGCAGUUUCUCUGCAGCAUUCCUAUUAAUAUGAUGGCUGAGUUUCUGCCAUGGCUUUCUUCUUCAGUGUCAUCUGAUGAACACCAAGAUAUGCGUAAGUGCCUAUCCAAGAUAAUACCCGACAAGAAGCUUCUUCAGCAGGUUAUUUUCACCUGGAUGGAGGGGAGAGAACCCACUAAUGUUUGCACGAGUCGUGAAGCCAUUUCAAUUUCCAAAACAUGGUCGCAUGAUUCAGAAUUACCAGAACCAAUUGUUACGACAGAGAUACAUUGCGCAUGCGAAUCAUCUGCAAAUGGUAAAAGGAAAUAUAUGGAGCUAAGUUCUAAUGUUGUUGGUUCAACCUUGCCUCAUCCCAUUGACGAAAUUUUGCUCUGGCAUAAUGCAAUUAAAAGAGAGUUGACUGACAUAAGUGAGGCAGCUAAGAAGGUACAACUAUCUGAAGACUCUUCUGAUCUCUCUGCCUUCAAUAAGAGACUACAAUUCAUUGCCGAAGUUUGUAUUUUUCACAGUAUUGCUGAGGACAAGGUUAUAUUCCCUGCCGUAGAUUCCGAACUCUCUUUUGCUCAGGAGCAUGCCGAAGAAGAAAUUCAAUUUGACAAACUCAGAUGCCUUAUUGAAAGCAUUCAAAAUGCUCGGGCCAACAUAUCACUCUCCGAGCUUUAUGGGAAGUUUUGUGCGCAAGCUGAUCACAUAAUGGACACCAUACAAAAACAUUUUAAAAAUGAGGAGGUUCAGGUUCUUCCUCUUGCUCGAAAGCAUUUUAGUGCUAGCAGACAGCGGGAGCUUCUUUACCAGAGCUUAUGUGUGAUGCCUCUGAAAUUAAUUGAAUGUGUUUUGCCAUGGUUGGUGGCAUCACUUACUGAACAGGAAGCAAGAUUGUUUCUCCAAAAUAUUUAUCUGGCAGCACCAGCUUCAGAUUCUGCAUUGGUGACUCUAUUUGCUGGUUGGGCAUGUAAAGGUCGUUCUGGAAAUUCUUGCUUGUCUUCAAGUCCCCUAGAUGGUUGUCCUGCAAGAACUAAGACCAAUGACCUUAGACAACCAUGCUGCAAUUGCAACACUGUUUCAUCACCAGAUCAGAAGCCAUUUAUUAAUGGCCAAAUAGAAAAGGUAGAGUGUGGAAGAAGACCAGUCAAGAGACCAAAUUCUGUUUCGCAUGGCGAGAAUGGUUCGUGCCUCUCUUCUGGGGCUACUGGUCAUCUGCACCAACCACCUGCAAAUAGCUCAUCCUGCUGUGUGCCGGCAUUAGGAGUCAAUAGCAGUAGUCUAGGAAUUAGUUCUCUUGCUGCAGCAAAAUCUCUUCGCUCUUUAUCUGUUAGUCCUUCUGCUCCCUCUCUUAAUUCUAGUCUCUUUAACUGGGAAAUAGAUGUAAGUCCCUCGGAUACUGGCUGUGCAUCUCGCCCUAUAGAUAACAUAUUUAAAUUUCACAAAGCCAUUCGCAAAGACUUGGAGUAUUUGGAUGUUGAAUCAGGGAAGUUAUGUGAUGACACUAGUGAACCCUUGCUUAGGCAGUUCACUGGUAGGUUUCGCUUGCUAUGGGGGCUAUACAGAGCACAUAGCAAUGCAGAAGAUGAUAUAGUAUUUCCAGCAUUGGAGUCUAAAGAGACGCUUCACAACGUUAGCCAUUCCUAUACGCUGGACCAUAAGCAGGAGGAGAAACUGUUUGAAGAUAUCUCAACCACACUAUCUGAGCUCACACACCUCCAUGCACACUUGAAGAGAAGCAGGCACCGUGAUAAUUUAUCAGGAAAUCUUUGUGGUGCUUCCGACUGUGAAGAGACAGUUAGGAAGUACAAUGAGCUUGCAACGAAGCUUCAAGGCAUGUGCAAAUCCAUAAGAGUAACACUGGAUCAGCAUGUUUUCCGAGAAGAACUGGAGUUGUGGCCAUUAUUUGAUAGACACUUUUCUGUUGAGGAGCAAGAUAAAAUUGUUGGUCGAAUUAUUGGUACUACUGGUGCUGAGGUGCUUCAGUCAAUGCUGCCAUGGGUAACAUCUGCUCUUACUCAGGAAGAGCAGAACAAAAUGAUGGAUACUUGGAAGCAGGCAACCAAAAACACAAUGUUUAGUGAGUGGCUAAAUGAAUGGUGGGAGGGAAAUUCAAAUUCUAAUGCCACUCCUCAUAUUACUACAUCAGAAAGCUGCAUAUCCCAGGGUGCUGAUAUCCAUGAAAGCGUAGAUUGCAGUGAUAACAAAUUUAAACCUGGCUGGAAAGACAUUUUCCGGAUGAAUCAGAAUGAGCUUGAAGCAGAAAUUCGGAAGGUUUCUCGGGAUUCAACUCUUGAUCCUAGAAGAAAAGCUUACCUAAUUCAGAAUCUUAUGACGAGUCGGUGGAUAGCAGCCCAGCAAAAGUCACUUCAGGCAGAAUCUUCAAAUAGUGAAAACUUGGAGUGCUCUCCUUCAUUUCGUGAUCCAGAUAAAAAGGUUUUUGGAUGUGAGCAUUACAAACGGAAUUGUAAGCUUCGCGCAGCUUGCUGUGGCAAGUUAUUUGCGUGCCAAUUCUGCCAUGAUAAAGUCAGCGACCAUUCUAUGGACAGGAAGGCGACAACCGAGAUGAUGUGCAUGAAAUGCCUGAAAGUUCAGCCUGCCGGACCUGUUUGUGUCACACCUUCCUGUGGCGGAUUCUCUAUGGCAAAGUAUUAUUGCAGCAUCUGCAAAUGUUAUGAUGAUGAUAGAAAUGUAUACCAUUGCCCAUUCUGCAAUCUAUGCCGUGUUGGGAAGGGCCUUGGUAUUGAUUUCUUCCAUUGCAUGAAGUGCAAUUACUGCCUUACCAUAAAGUUGGUAGACCAUAAAUGCCUGGAGAAGAGCCUGGAAACAAAUUGCCCAAUCUGUUGUGACUUUUUGUUCACAUCAAGCUUGAGUGUGAGAGGCCUUCCGUGUGGACAUUUCAUGCACUCGAGCUGCUUUCAGGCAUACACUUGCAGUCAUUACAUGUGUCCAAUUUGUAGCAAGUCAAUGGGAGAUAUGUCGGUUUAUUUUGGAAUGCUUGAUGCCCUAUUGGCUUCUGAGGUGCUACCUGAAGAAUACAGGGAUCGUUGUCAGGAUAUUCUGUGCAAUGACUGCGACAAGAAAGGAAGUGCACCGUUCCAUUGGCUUUACCACAAGUGUGGCUCCUGCGGCUCCUACAACACCAGGGUGAUUAGGACCGAUCCCAACUGCUCGGCCCCAAGUCAGAGACAGAGUGAGUGA